AUGCUUCAUUGUCUUUCACUCAAGACCAAAGACACAAUCCCCAUGAAGGCUUUUGAAUCUCUUAAUGAUCACACGCUUCACAAACGUUCUUCUCAUAUAAGCUUUUCUCUGAGUUUUCCAUUAAAGCCGUACGAGCAAAGUCUUAAUCAUGAGAGGAUUGAAAAAGAAGGACGAUUAAUUUGUACAAAAUCACAAAACAUAUAUCGUCGUCAUUCUCAUGAAAAGAGAUUGAAUCAUACAUCCGAACGGCAGGAACGUCUGCAUUGGCGUGAGUUCUACGUAGAGCUGACAAAAAAGAAGAUUGUUUUGUUUUCUAUAAAGCAAUACCCAGGAGAUUCUUGUCGAAUAGCCCAUGAGAUUACCUUUGAGCAGCCAGGCCUUCGUCUAACUCCAUUAUCACCAUUAGAUGGUAGUUUCUGCUUACGAAUCGACAACCGUACCCAAGAUUCUGCCUUUCUUUUCGAAGCUCCAUCUAGAAAUGAAGCCUUUGAAUGGUUUAUCGAAAUAUACCACAAAAUCAAGAUCAAAUCCCCCAUUCCGUCCUUUAUUGAUGUCAAUAUUCCACUACUUGGACUUGAUAUCAGGGCACCUUUACCGAGUGCUUCAACUGAUUCAAUGCAACUCCAAAACAUUAGAACAUGUGUCCUGACUUUAUUAAAGGCACAGAAUAUCCCCCUUCCUGCAGAAGAAGACAAAAUGAGAUUGUGUUGGGAGUACUCAUGCGCACGGCGAGAACUAAUUAAGCAUGGGAGAGAUAAUCCAGGAGAUCCAGUAUUGUCCUUUCAACUCAUCAGUCAGAUCCCGCGCCUUGUACUCUGUACACCCGUGUGCCCAUUGUUGUCUGCACCAGCUGCUCACGAAGGACAUUUGACAAAUAAAUAUGACAAUCGCAAAGUGUACUACAUUCUCGAUCAUGGGCUGCUAUUCAUGAUCAAGAAUCCCAAGGAUGAAUUCCUACUACAUCCUGCAAAACAAAGCUUUGCAAGCGCGCUGUUCAGAACUACUCAAACGUUUUUACUCAAACAAAUUCCAGCAUUCAAUCUUGGAUCACAGUAUCAAACCAAUCCAAAUACCCCUGCUAAUCAACGAAUGAGACGCGCGAGUCAUUUGCUACAUGCCGACAGUGUAAUAGAUUUACGGCAGAUUAUAAAAGUAGAGCAUAGUAAUGAAAGAGCAGACAAUCUAGACUUUAGGCUAAUCUCGAGCGAGGGAGUUAUUAUUGAAUACACUGCCGAAUCGAGACCUUCAGCGGACAAGUGGAUACGAUGUAUUAAACUUUGGUUAGACUAUAUGAGCAUACAGCCUUGUCAACCACUAAAGGCUGAUAAGUCUAGUAAUGUUAUGUAUUCUGGCCCAUUGUUUUUUAAACACAAAUACAAUGCUCCGUACAAAGAUACGUUUUGUGUCUAUGUUAAACAGGUCGGUCUACUUGUCUUUCGUCGGUGGCAAAAGGAGAGAUCUAAAUCACUUUGGUCUCCGGUCUACAAGAAAAUGUUCCACCUUCCGCUAAAGGAUACUUACCUGUUGGCAAGUAAAGAGGCCAUUCGGCCGAUAACUCGAGAUAAAGAGAUACCCUCACGGUGGAUUGACGGACCAGUUGAGGCAUCUAUGGAGUCAUCAGGAACAUUUGUUGUCUGGAAACCCAAGGACACUUGUGGAUUCAAAUGGGGUCAUCGGCUGGGUAGGCGUGGCAAACAAUGGAUUUUUCUAGCCAAUGGAGAGUCAGAAAAGGAUGGCUGGUUAUGGGCUUUACAAGCACUUUCGUUUGAGUAG
Molecule: messenger RNA, 1773 nt
Organism: Phycomyces blakesleeanus NRRL 1555(-)
Lineage: Eukaryota; Fungi; Mucoromycota; Mucoromycetes; Mucorales; Phycomycetaceae
Exons: 5
Coding region: 1-1773 (590 amino acids)
Biological process (GO): protein localization to prospore membrane; ascospore-type prospore membrane formation
Cellular component (GO): prospore membrane
Source: RefSeq, a predicted model, not a curated record